This is a messenger RNA of Cooperia oncophora, 1044 nucleotides long. The record is from the annotation of a GenBank genome assembly. NCBI's taxonomy places the organism in Eukaryota, Metazoa, Nematoda, Chromadorea, Rhabditida, Trichostrongylidae.
AUGCUUCAACCGCGGUUACUACUAUGGGUAGCAUGUAGGAAGAGGUUAUCCUCUACGGUAGAACUUUUGAAGAAGCCAAUUCUUCCGAAAAAAGCGAGAUCAGACGGAAAAGCAGGAACUUUUGUCGAUUACCGCCGAGUACGAUGCAUUGGUGGAAACGGUGGAGAUGGGAUGGUUUCGUUUUUCAGAGGUUAUCGGAAACCAUUCGGUGGCCCAGAUGGCGGUGAUGGUGGGAACGGAGGUCAUGUUCUGUUCAAAGCUAGUCUUCACGCAAAGGAUCUUUCACAUCUCCGAUCCAUAGAGAAGGCUAGAAAUGGCGAGUUUGGCGGAUCGAAGUCAUGUCACGGCAAAUCAGCUGAUCAUCUAGAGAUCCGGGUACCGAUUGGUACGCUCUUCAAAAACGAUGGCACCGUAGUGUUCGAACUAGUCAAUGAAGGCGAUAUUUUUGUCGGAGCACGCGGUGGUGCUGGUGGCCAUGGCAAUCAAUUUUACGUUUCCAAUGAAGUGCGAAAACCGUACAAAGCGGAGAUUGGUGGCAGGGGUGAAGAGGUUGUUUACGACGUAGAAAUGCGGGUGAUCGCUACAGCGGGUCCUCGUAGGAUUACCAAAUGCUGGAAAAUCCUCGCUGCUUCGCGCGAUUUCACGCGCCAAGCCGAAAGUCGCUUCGUAUCCAUUCACAACACUGAAACCACACAUCGGAUGGCGGAUAUUCCUGGACUCAUCGAGGGGGCGCAUGAGGAUCGCGGUCUUGGUGUAUCGUUUCUUAAACACAUUGAAAGAUGCAGGUGCCUAUUUUACGUAUUAGAUAUCACAUUAGGUGAUUUACGAGAGCAGUUUGAUUUGUUACGGGCUGAACUAGAAGAAUAUCAAAGUGGACUUUCCGAUCGGCCUACUGCUAUUGUUUUCAACAAAAUUGAUCUCGAUCCGACACAAAACAACGACUCCACUCGAAGUCUGUUUCCGGAGUAUCCGUCAUUUUUCGUCUCCGCCAAGAAAGGAACUGGUCUAGAAGAUUUACUAAUAUAUUUGAAGAGAAGAACAUGA